This is a messenger RNA of Colletotrichum orchidophilum, 1620 nucleotides long. Its product is annotated as CFEM domain-containing protein. Lineage: Eukaryota; Fungi; Ascomycota; Sordariomycetes; Glomerellales; Glomerellaceae. The record is from RefSeq and is a predicted model, not a curated record. Bases 1 to 1620 code for a protein of 539 amino acids. The transcript has 5 exons.
AUGUGGCUCUCAACAUCGUCGGCGGCCUCGUUUAGCCUGCUAUGGAUCACCUUUGCUCUCUCGAUUGUUGGCGUCGUGGGAACAGCCGGGGAGGAAUUCUUUGCGGGCGACGAACACGUUCAUUUGAUGGCGAGGCAGCAGCUACCUGACCUGAGUAAAAUCUCGCCAUGCGGUUUGAACUGCCUUAUCCAGGGCAUCACAGGGGUCGGAUGCGACCUCACGAACACAACAUGCUCUUGCGCGAGCACUGGCCUGGGUCAAAUAGUUGGCCCAUGCUUGGUUGCAAAUUGUACCAUGCAAGACUCUCUCGACAUUGCGAAACUUCAACAGGGCCAGUGCAAUCUCCCACACGAAUCUGAUACCGGAAAGAUCCUCGCUAUUCUCAUCACGGUCUAUGUUACCGCCGUUACCGCGAUUGUCUUGCGACUCAUUGCGAAGAAUCUGGCAAAGACAUGGAGUCUGGACGACGCGUUGAUCAUUGCCGCCAUAGUCAUUGCGAUUGCCCCGGUAUCUGCAAUUCUUUUGAUGUCAACAAAGGGAUUCGGAAAACACCUCUACGAUCUCAAGCCCGGCGGAUUGCUUGAAAUUCUGCGACUCUUAUAUGUUGCCGAAAUUGUAUACGUCUUCGUGCUCCUAUUUGCGAAGCUGUCCCUCGUAGUCUUCUAUCUACGAAUCUUUACGGUGCCGAAAUUUCGCAUUGCCGCAUAUACCCUGAUUGGAUUCCUCGUCAUUGGCCAGGUCAUCAUCGGGUUCCUCACCAUCUUUUCAUGUCACCCAAUCGAGUUGUUUUGGAAUAGGGACAUCCAUACCGGUACCUGCCUCGACGUAAACCAACUCGCGUACGCCAACUCUGCCCUGGCCAUCAUCCAGGACCUUCUCAUCCUCGCCCUCCCGAUAGCGAUGCUGCCAGGGUUGCAGAUGAACCGAAAUAAAAAGAUUUCGGUAGCUAUGAUAUUCCUACUCGGAUCGGUCGGCUUCGUCUCCACCAUCAUCCGUCUUCAAGUCCUGGCCGUGUUCGGUAACUCCAUCGACCCGACAUGGGACUACGCCCCCGUUGUUUGGUGGACGACAAUCGAAUUAGGUGUUGUCAUUGUGUGCGCCUGCGCACCAAUGAUUCGCAAUCUGGUCGAGAAGAAAUUUCCCCGCUUUGCCCUCUUCGCCAGGUGGACGACACCAAAGCCGUCCAAAGACAGCAGUCCCUCCUCCAACGGCAGUGUGGACAAGCCAUCCAAGCCGGGACGAUAUCAGAACAUUGGACGGAGCAAUAGCCCACCUCAAUUUAGCGACAAUUACGUUCGUGAUUACAUUACGAGUCCUAAGGGACCUCCAGUACCUCCAAAGGACGGCCAGAUGCCGUCGACUAGCUACCGAGACAUGUACGCAUAUGGUGGAUCGAAGCCCAAGGUGCUUGAGCCCUCGUCGCCGCUACCUCAGCCGUAUGAUCUCUCAUGGAGGUCCACGAACCCUUAUGGAAUUCCAAAAAAUGAUCUGGAACAAGGCAUUGGCAAGACGAAUUAUAAUCUUGAUAUUGAGAUGCUGGAAAGGAAAGGGAAAGACGUGGUAGUGGCACAGAAAGAGCUCUGUUCUCUCUGCGGGAGGGAAAGCUGUAGUCACAGGUAA